Mercenaria mercenaria is the source of this 4316-nucleotide messenger RNA. Its product is annotated as protein unc-93 homolog A-like. The transcript is spliced from 7 exons. The record is from RefSeq and is a predicted model, not a curated record. Bases 2709 to 4145 code for a protein of 478 amino acids. Gene Ontology annotation, molecular function: transmembrane transporter activity. Gene Ontology annotation, biological process: transmembrane transport. NCBI's taxonomy places the organism in Eukaryota, Metazoa, Mollusca, Bivalvia, Venerida, Veneridae.
UGACAUUUUUAAAAGAAAUUCCGAUAUUAAGAACACUCCGCCAUUGAAAAAAACAUUUUUUCUACCAUUUUUAAAGGAAAUUCCGAUAAUAUGAACACUCCGCCCUAAAGAAAACUUUAAAAAUAUAAGCCUAUGUGGUCUCAUUAGCAGGAAUCUACGACGUUUCAGUUCUACAGUUUCCAUCUUUUCAUUACCUUGAAUCUGCGACAUUUCAGUUAAUAUAUAGUUUCCGACUUUUAAUUGCCUUGGUUACCAGUUUUCUUUAUCGUUGUAUCUCUUAGACAUUGCACCAUUGUUUCGAAGAAUCACAAUUUCAGUUUUCAAGUUUCUAUGUACGAACAAGGCCCUAUAACAUGUGGUCUUUACUUAAGCUGCCAAUCGCGAAAUAAAAGGCAAUGUCAAAAGUAAAGGUAAAUUUUAUUUACCGUCGCUUUGUGAAACAACAUAAGCUCUGUAGAGCUUUUGAGCGACCCUAUUUAUGAACAGUUAAAACCAAUUAUACCUUAGCCCCAGCAAUUUGCUGGUACCCAUUUACAGCUUGGUCGACUGAGGCAAUCGUGAUAAAGUGCCUUACCCAAGGACACGCCGCAAAGGGAGUAGCCAGGAUUCGAACCAGGGGCCUUCAUCUCCGUAGGAAAGCAUCUUAGCCCUUUCGACCAAUGCGUCCACAGAAUAAAGGCAUAUCAUCAACUCCUCUGAAUUUGCGACUAUCAAAGUUUCGCGGCAAUCUUUGUUUUCACUUGCAUCCCAAAUGUGCGACCAUGAUAAGAAGUUGCUCUACUAUGACGUCCUAUAUAUUGACAAAAAUCGUGCAGUUUAAACAGGUAAGAACCUUGAAAACGAAGUUUGUAAAUCAUAUCUCCAUGAAAGUCUGGUUUUGAUAUAGCGUCUCGCAGAAGUGUCUUUAAAUUGCUAUUGUAUUUCAAGAUCAAAUCUGAAUUACGAUGGUAAAAUUUGGAAAAGUAUUUACGUAAUUUAUGAUAACAUAGCUCUGUUGAAGAAGCUUUUUUGUAAUACAUAAGUUACGUUCAUUGAAAUCCUCAGCAUGACUACUAGCUUUUGCAAACCGAAUUAACUGAGCAAUAUAUACCCCAUAAGAUGUAGCCUGGGAUACAUCCCCAUCCAAAUGAGGGAAAUUUGCAAUACUGAAAUUAAAAUCAUGCCUCUUGUCAUAAAUUUUGGUAUGAAUGAAAUUGUCGGAAAUAGAGAGAUGUAAAUCUAGAAGUGAAGAGUUUUAUCCGAGAAGUUAGUUUUAUUUAACUGCAGCUCCCUGGGAUAAAUAAUUAUUUUCCACUAACUGAUCGAAAACGGAUUAUCCAUAUUAAGUAUAUCAUCCAAUUAGCGUGAUGCAUUAUUAAAUGCAGUAAUAAUGUCUGCCUGUGUAUCUUGAUAAAAACUCAACAUAGAAUCUCUUUCAUAACAAUAUAAAAACAAAUCAGCGACAAGGGGUGUACAAUUUGUUCCCAUGGGAAUACCAAUUACUUGUCUGAAAACUGCAUUCCCAAACCUGACGUAAAUAUUGUUCAAUAAAAAGGAAGGGGUUGUACAAACUUCCUCAGGAAUGUAAAAAGGUUAAGUCGUACUGCUAGCACAUGACCUUUGCAAGCUUAUAGCAUUUUUCCCAUUUACUCAGUAAAAGCAGACUUUUUCCAUUGAUGUAGUAAAAAACGGGAAAUUUCAAGUGAAAGUAACCGACCAACGGAUCUUCAUGAAACAAAAUACAAAUUGCGCUAACUGCAGUAAAUUGUCCCCUAAAUUAGUUUUACAAAUCAUAAAUACCUACAUAAUUAAGUUAUCCAUUGAUGGAUCUUGAUACAUCACUGUAGGGCAGUUUUGCAGAGGCAACUUUUGCCAGAAUAUCAUAUCAGCCAAGUAGCCAAUAAAUAGAAAUGUAGUAUUUAAUUCAAAAGUAUUCUAGGACGAAAAAGAUACAUAUCUACAGAUCGAGGCGUUUGUUCAUCGUGGCGAUUUAAUAAAAUACAUUGUGUCUAUAACUUCUGGUUGGUAGGUUCUUUCUGAGGACAGGUUUGUACUGGUGCUGAAUCCAGGAACACAUGUUAGGUUAACUGCACGCCAUGUCAGAACGGCGUUAAAACGAGGACAUGGAGGCAAUAUCACUUGCCCCUCAUCGAUGCGGGUUGAGUCUCACUCGGGGCGUUGUAUUGUUCAUGCGAGGAAGCCAUCCAGCUGGCUUACGGAAGGUCGGUGGCUCUACCAAAGUGCCCGCCCAUAAUGAAAUAAUGCACGGAGAGGCGAAUACAAGUUAAUUGACUUUUCUUGUUAAAAGAGUCGAAGGUAAUGCAAUACCGACUUUUACAAAGUAUCAAACAGAGAGAUGUCAAAGUGCGGAAGGUGAGACUGAGAACAGUGAAAAAGGAGUAGAGUACUUAAAUCAGAUUAAACCUAAUAUUUAUACUGAUUGUGUGCAUUUUAUUUAGACUACUGAAUGCUUGACAGAUGAAACAAAUUAACGUAUACCAUUUGUAUUAAACAAUGGAAUGAAUAUACAUAAUUAGGUCAUAAUACUGAUAAAGUUUAAGACGACUAGCUGUUAUCAUAAGUCGUUAUCCAAUCCUAAUUUCAGUUCAAGUAUUUGUGUAAUAUAAAGUAAAAGGACGAAAAUGUUUAAUGACGUUUAAAAAGCUAAAUCUCAGAUCUACGCGAUACUUCAAAAAGAAAAUUACCUCACUGUCACAUAUAGCGUAAAAAUGGACAACAGAAAGAAAGCUUCAGAAGCAGAUACAGAUGCUGAUGAAUUAAUGUUGGCUAAUAUAUCUGCGAAUAUUGGUGACUUUUAUGAGAAAACGACAGAUGUCACAGUAAACCAAGUUUUGAAUAAGAUGACUAAAUUUGUUAUCUUUAGAAAUCUUUUUACCGUUAGCUUUGCAUUUAUGCUUCUUUUCAGUGCUUUUGAUUCCUUCGCAAAUUUGCAAAGUUCAUUGAAUAAAGAGGAUGGACUUGGAACUUCAGGGAUGGCUUUAGUGUACACAGCUAUGGUGUUAACGAGUUUGUUUUUAAAUCCUUUUACAAUGGCGCGUUUCUCUUACAAAUGGAUAAUGGUCGUAUCAAUGAGUGCAUACAUACUCUAUGUAUCGACUGGAUUUUAUCCCGCCUGGUCUACCAUCAUUCCUGCUUCACUCAUAUUAGGCAUGGGUGCUGCGCAUCUUUGGCUAGCAGUGCAGGCUUACAUCACUGAUAUUGCUAAACGGUAUGCUUACAUCACCCAGUCAAAUGUUCAAGAUCGGGUGUACCUGUUCCUAGGAAUAUUUUAUGCUUUCCUUUAUACAGGCAAUAUCUGGGGUAACCUAAUAUCGUCUUUGGUAUUUCAACGUAAAUCUGUAAACACCACAUCAAAAGAUACGCUUUCCUUGUGUGGAUCCAAUUUUUGUCCAUACAAAGAGACGAAUGACUCCAUUAUUACACCUCCUUCUCGGAGACAGGUGUACAUUUAUACAGGUGUCUGUACAGGAAUGUGCUCUCUUGCUCUAAUUCUGAUGCUAUUGUUUUUGACCGACACGUCAUCUGGUGGGCAGCAAAUCAUCUCUAUAUGUAAAAAGCUUCGCCAAGUUACAGUGCAAAUAUUUACUUCUAGAAACCAGAUGCUACUAACGUUUGCAACAUUACUAAGUGGUUUAGGAGGCGGCUUCACAGCAGGUGACUUCACUAGUGCCUACAUAAGCUGUCCCUACGGAAUAGAGAAUGUUGGUUUUGUAAUGAUAACUUACGGUGUAAGCCAAUCAUUGUUCAGCGUAUUGUUUGGAAAGCUUAACCAAUACACUGGACAUGUCGCUAUCUACAUUUUUGGUUUUCUAGCCCAGUUGUCAGCUUACUUAACUUUGUUACUAUGGAGUCCAAAAAGUUCCGAGUAUGGAGUUGUCUACGUACUUGCAUCUUUAUUUGGAAUAGGCGGAGCAAUUAACACGCCUUUAGUUGCCGCCCUAUACAAUAUUUACUUCGAAAAGGAUAGAGAUGUGGCAUUAUCAAGUUUUCGUGCUAUAAGUUCAGUAGGAUGGGCUGCUGCGUUUGGUUACAGUAGUUGGUUGUGUACUGUGUAUAAAGUAUACACAUUAAUAUGUGUCCUGGUCAUAGCACUUGUUACUAUUAUACUGCUAGAUGUGGUGCACAAGAAAGAAAAGAAACGUUGAUUACUAAAUUGAUUGCGUUCUACCAUACUGAGUUUUUACUCAAUGACGUUACAAAGGAACAAUUUUAUCAUCGUCUUGGUUUAAAUCAUCUUAUAUUCACACAUUCUUAUAUUCGAUAAUUGUAACGAUUAUUUUAUUUGUAUAUCUCUAUGAAAUACUAUGUGAAGGUGU